AUGGAAUUCUACAUUGAAGAAUCACCCAUCUUUUACCUUCCAAGACAACAACCAUCUUCCUCUAUCAUGCCAUUGGAUAUCUUCUUCAAGCCAUCCUAUGAUCAACAGCUCUAUUAUGAACAAGAGCACCGUCGGGCCAUCCAACGUGAACAUCAACGUCGUAUGAUCGAACGUCAAUUGGAAUUAGAGCGUCAACAGGAACUACAACGACACUUGGAGCUUGAACGUCAACGUGAACUUCAACGUCAACGUCAACAAGAACUUCAACGUCAACGUGAGAUCCAACGUCAGCGUGAAAUUCAACGUCAACGUCAGAUCCAACGUCAACGUGAGCUUCAACGACAACGUGAGAUCCAACGUCAACAAGAACUUCAACGACAACGUGAACUCGAACGUCAGUGGCAACAACAGCAACUCAAUCUCUUGCGUGAAAAGGAACGUCAACGUCAACUUAUGGAAGAACAGGAGUAUCAGCAGCAACUUCUCAAGGAGCAACAGCAACAACAACUUUACAAUCAAUGGAUGUCUACCAUGCUGCGUGAUUUAUGGGGUUCAAGUGACGAAGACGAGGAAAGUGACGAGGAAAUGCAAGAUGACAACAAUGAAGUUGGAAUCCAUGGCGACAAUGAGCAACCGCAGCAAACUUCUAUCUCCGACAACGAUGAAUCCAGCAAUGUCCCUAUCAACUUUACUCAUCAUCACUCGAAACAACAACAACAAUCCACUCCUGCUCCCUCUUUCUCUUUUUCGGUGCCCAUUCAUUUUGUCAAUGAUUCUCAACCCAAGGACGCUGCUGCUGAAGAGUCAAGACAACAACAAGACGAUUCAAUGGAAGAAGAUCCUACACCCGAGGAACAAGAACAAUCAUCCGAUAUCCAUCAAGAGGAUGAUCAAGGGAUGGAAAGUGACAGCAGCACUUGGGAAACCGUUUCUUCCAAUGAUGAAGCCGUACUCGAGGAGAAGCAUGCCCAGUUGCGUAAUCUUGGUGAACAAUUGGCACUCUUGUCGGAAAAGGAAGCUAUCACUAUCCCAGGCACACGGCUACAGUUCCAGGAUUCGAUGAAGGAUGAGAUCAUUGCUACAAGUCCUGAUAAUCGGCAAUUUUUGGGUCUUGAAGAUGAAGUCAUGCGAUUGAUGCUCAAGCUGGAUGCCAUUCAAUCUGACGGCAGUGAAGAAAUACGCAAGGAACGCAAGGCUCUCAUUCGACAAGCUGAAAAGUUAUUGGACAAAAUGGAUCAACACAAGCAACAUGAAUGGGAAAGGAUAUCUCUCCACUCCUCUGAUGAAUCUUCUUCCUCUUGA
Messenger RNA from Lichtheimia ornata, 1302 nucleotides. RefSeq lists its product as uncharacterized. The record is from RefSeq and is a predicted model, not a curated record. Lineage: Eukaryota; Fungi; Mucoromycota; Mucoromycetes; Mucorales; Lichtheimiaceae. Gene Ontology annotation, molecular function: protein-folding chaperone binding. The transcript has a single exon. The coding region runs from base 1 to 1302 and encodes 433 amino acids.